Molecule: messenger RNA, 1410 nt
Organism: Penicillium coprophilum
Lineage: Eukaryota; Fungi; Ascomycota; Eurotiomycetes; Eurotiales; Aspergillaceae
Product: Lipase secreted
Exons: 1
Coding region: 1-1410 (469 amino acids)
Biological process (GO): lipid catabolic process
Molecular function (GO): triacylglycerol lipase activity
Source: RefSeq, a predicted model, not a curated record
AUGGCAUUGUCUAUUGCGCGCAUGGCGCGCCUUGCCCUGGUUGGCAUGAUGGCAUUCACGUCGAUUGCCUCCGCACUGCCUGCGUCUCCCGUCCCUCGCACCACGGUCCAGCCUCCCGAUGCGGAUCCGUUCUAUCAGCCGGCUGCCGACUUCGCAUCCAAGGCGCCUGGGACAAUCCUGAGCCAACGCAAGAUCAAUGCCGCGUUCUUCGGCCUCGUCCCGAUUGACGUGGAAGCCUAUCAGCUGCUUUACCGCACAACUGCAAUUGAUGGCUCGGCCAUCGCAACAGUCACUACGGUCUUCAAACCGAAGAACGCUAAGCUCGAUCGUUUGGUCUCCUUCGCCACGGCCUAUGAUAGCUCUGCGACGAAAUGCCAGCCUAGCUAUGGCUACCAGCUCGGUGCGCCUCAGGACAGCUUGAUCUCUUCGGUCGAGUUAUUGAUCAUUCAGAUCUACCUUGCUCUCGGUUAUAUCGUCGCUUCUCCCGACUAUGAGGGCCCCGAGGCUGCCUUUGGACCUGGUCGCCUCGCAGGCAUGGGUGUAUUGGAUGGUAUCCGUGCCGUGGAGAACUUCAAAACCUUGGGUCUCGCCGCUAAACCCAUGGUUGUCGGUGUCGGCUAUUCGGGUGGUGCCAUUGCUACCGGCUGGGCAGCCUCUCUGCAGCCCAAGUACGCGUCGGAGCUGAACAUCAAGGGCUGGGUGCAGGGUGGAACUCCCUCAAACCUCACCGGCACAAUGUAUCAGCUUGACAAUACAGCCUUCAGUGGCUUCCUCCCCGCAGCGAUUGCUGGUCUCUCGAAGCCAAGUGCCUACGGUGCCGAGCUGAUCCCGUUCAUCAAAAAGAUCAUAACCCCAGAAGGUCAAAAGGCACUCGAUACCGCCUCCUCAGAAUGCGCCACUGGGGAUCUCUUAGCAUUCUUCGAGAAAUCGAUCCUUGACACUAGCUUCCAAAGUCUGGGCGAUGCUUUCAUCUUGGACCCGGUCAUUCAGUCGGUGUUGGGGCACAAUACUAUGGGUGUCAACAAGGACGAGACUCCGACGGCACCAACCUUUGUGUACCACGCCAAAAAGGAUGAAGUCAUCCCCUACGACGACGCCAAAAAGAUGGCUGACUCCUGGUGCAACUGGGAUGCGAACGUCAAGCUUACUACUUACGCCAGCGGUGGUCACGCGACCACUGAAAUCAUCGCCAUCCCGGAUGCCAUCAAGUUUGUCCAGAAUGCCUUUGCUGGGACGACCAAGGCUGGCUGCCCCAAGAAUACUGAGCUUGGCAGUGUUCUCAACCCGCUUGCUCUUGGUGCCAACCUUGAGCCUAUUCUGGUGAAGCUCAUUGAUGCGCUGUUCCAUCUGGGUGAUCAAGACUCAAAGUUGAAGGCCGACCCCGUCAAUGUGCUCAAUACCAACCUUUAA